This is a messenger RNA of Hymenoscyphus albidus, 1356 nucleotides long. NCBI's taxonomy places the organism in Eukaryota, Fungi, Ascomycota, Leotiomycetes, Helotiales, Helotiaceae. The record is from the annotation of a GenBank genome assembly.
AUGGAUCUCACUGCAGCUCCCACAUUCGAGUUGGUUGUGCAAUUCACCAAGAGACUCUCCAAAAAGCUCGAAAAAAAUAAUCAAGAAUCCGCGCAAGCCUUCCAAGAACUCGCCGACCAACUACAUUCUGCAGCAUCAGACUGCAACAUUCAUCGAGUGAGCAAUGUACUCGUUUUGCGAUGUCCCUCCGAAACCGCGCGAGACUGUUACCAGAAAUCAUUCCUUUCAGAAAGCUUCAACGUUGUCGGCCAAUCAGUGAAAUUAUACGCUCUAGCAGUAAAAAAGGCAGAAGAAUGGUGGUUUCCUGUCAAGGUCCAAUUUCACAAAGCGAAAAACCUCACACUUCCCGAUGACAUCCCAAACCUGGCCAAAGCAUACACAGCCCUUUCAUCACAGUUGAAAACCCAACCCCAGAUCUUUCACUGCCACAUCAUUUCCACGAAAGACCUUGUCAUCAUCCGAUGCCCCUCACAUCAUCUGCAGCGCAUUUACAAAAGACGGUACGAUGGCGCGUCAGUCAUGAUCAGUGGAGUCAGCUUCCAAUUAUCGGCGGCGAGUGACGAUAAAGAGUCGAUCCGCGCUGUUUUGGCCUAUGAGAAUGCGCAGUUCAUGAAGGAGGUCGAUGCGGAAAUCAAACUUCUCCUGGAAGGUAACUUUGGGGAUUCUGAGGAAGAGCAUUCUGGAGGACAACCGACCCAGCCCAAGGAAACUUCUCAGACGCAAAAUGGCAAUGGGGAAUCUGUCAUCACUUCGAAGAUUUCAGAAAUGACGCCAAACGUUCCGAGAAUACCUUCUAUGCGGGAUCUACAACACCAGAACGAUGAAUAUAAGGGUAUACUUGGUAAACAACAAGAGAACAUCCGACAUCUCACUCAAACCAUCACAUCACUCCAAGAACAACUUACCGCCGCAGACAAAGCCCAAACUCUGCUGCGAGAGAAGCUUGAGAAAGCCGAAUCUGCCAACAGAAAGGUAGCCGCCCCUCAAAAUCCCAAGAACGAUGCCAUGGAAGAGAGUUCGAUAGGAAACAAGAGGCGUCGUGUAGCCACUGUGGAGGAAAAUUCGGAGGUUAGAGGUGUUAUCAGCCAGCUUAAUAGGCAUCGUGUAGAAACUGUGGAGGAAAAUGCGAAGGCUAGAGGUAUUAUUAGCGAUCCUAAUAGUUGGCGGCCAGGACAGCCUGCUAGACUCCCUCCAGGAACUCCUCGCAAUCCGCCUGGGUAUGUCAGAACGUAUCGCAAGAUCACACAAGAAGAGUGCGAGAUCCGGAUUCCUGCUGGCCAUGAUAUGUUUCGACAUGAGAGUAGCUACCUGUUCUGGAUGCCGGCUGGAAUUUUCGGACUAGACUACGAAGAAUGA